AUGGCGCGACCUCCGGCUCCUGCGCUCGAUGUCAUCGCAGCCCGCUCUUCGGCUGCUGGUGCCGGUCCCGACCCCGACACCUCUGCCGCGCCCGCCGCCGCUGCUGCCGCUGCUGAGGAUCCCAACCAGAAUCCCGACCAGCUCUCCGUCCCUGUCGUCGCCGCCGAGGAAUCCAGAGACUCGAGAUCCUCGUCCUCGACAAACUCCCCCGCCCCCGCCGACAACGAGGAGUCAGAUUUCUUCCUCGCCAACAACGACUCCCAGUCCUCGCUCGGCGUCGUCCCCAACCUCCAGGACAUGCAGGUGGCCGACCCGGAAUGCCUCCCCACCGUUGCUGCUCUCCCCAGCGAGAUUCUCAUCAGUAUCUUCUCGCGCAUCAGCGAGCCCAAAGAACUCCUCAACUGUAUGCUGACCUGCAAGAGGUGGGCACGCAAUGUCGUUGAGAUACUCUGGCAUCGCCCCUCCUGCACCACCUGGGAAAAGCACUCUUCCAUUUGCUCCACUCUCGGCCUCGAGCGGCCUUUUUUCACCUACACCGAUUUCAUCAAGCGGCUGAAUCUUGCUGCCCUCGCCGAUGGUGUGAAUGAUGGCAGCGUGCUGCCCCUGGCCGUAUGCACCCGCGUCGAGCGUCUGACCUUAACCAACUGUCGCGGCUUGACCGAUGGUGGCCUGGUCCCCCUCGUCCGCAGUAGCCAAUACCUACUGGCCCUCGACAUCUCGGGUGACAACAACAUCACCGAGGCUUCCAUCAUCGCCAUUGCCGAAAACUGUCGCAAGCUGCAGGGCCUGAACAUAUCAGGCUGCGGGCAUGUUUCCAAUGAAAGUCUAGUCCAAUUGGCCGAGAAUUGUCGGUUUAUCAAACGGCUCAAAUUAAAUGAUUGCAAUCAACUGAACGACACGGCCGUGCUGGCUUUUGCCAAUCACUGUCCCAAUAUCCUCGAAAUAGAUUUGCAUCAAUGUAUUAAUGUCGGCAAUGAGCCUGUCACUGCCCUCCUCGCUAAGGCGCAGUCCUUGCGCGAACUGCGAUUGGCAAACUGCGAACUCGUCGACGACGGUGCUUUCCUUUCGCUCCCGCCCUCGAAAACCUUUGAAAACCUACGCAUUCUCGAUCUCACCUCUUGCUCCCGUCUUACAGACCGGGCUGUUGAGAAAAUCAUCGAGGUCGCCCCGCGGUUACGAAAUCUGGUUCUCGCCAAAUGUAGUAACAUCACCGAUGUGGCCGUUCAUGCCAUUGCUGGUUUGCAGAAGAAUUUGCAUUAUGUGCAUCUGGGUCACUGCCGUCACAUCACCGAUGAUGCUGUGAAGCGCUUGGUACGAAGCUGCAACCGCAUACGAUACAUCGAUUUGGGCUGCUGUACAAACUUGACAGACGAGUCUGUUACCCUCCUGGCUGGCUUGCCUAAGCUCAAGAGAAUCGGGCUUGUGAAAUGCGCCAACAUUACCGAUAAGAGCAUGUACGCACUAGCAACAGCAAACGACCAUCGCUCGCAGUACCGAAAUGCAGGUCAUCCAGGCCACGAUGUUCGUGCCCCCAGCUUAGAACGUGUCCAUCUAAGCUAUUGUACCAACCUAACAUUACCAAGCAUCAUUAAGCUCCUAAAUUGCUGUCCCAAACUAACCCAUUUGAGUCUGACUGGCGUGCCUGCAUUCCUUCGUGAUGAUCUAGAUAGAUUCUGCCGUGAGGCUCCUUCAGAUUUUACAGAACAUCAGCGAGCAGUGUUCUGUGUAUUUUCGGGCAAUGGCGUCGGUGGUCUACGACAACAUCUCAAUACCAGAGAGGAGUUUGCCGAGUACCGAGAGGGACGGGCCCCCCGACGACGAAACGGGGGCGUUACGGUAACGAAUACAGGCCAGGCCCCAGCCCUAGAUGUUGAAGGAUUCGGUGCUGAUGAUGGCGAUGGUCUCGAAGACGAUGACAUGGGUGAUGGUAGUGACCUGAUUGAUUUCAACGCUGAUCUAACCAACCUGGCCCAUAAUCCUCUACCACAGCCACAACUUCACGAUGCCGGGCUACUACAUCCCAACCAAACACCUGGUGCCGGCCUGGCAGCCUCGUCCGCGAGCAAUGCUAUACCAAACACAACAGCUAGUGUGAGCGAGACCCCUAUCAUCGCACAGGAAGCCGCUAUAGCCAUGGGAGGCCCUAGCAUAGCAGUUGGCUCGCAUGUCUCACAUGGGCCAACUACAUCUUCCAUGCAAGCUCAGGAUGGCAGCGAGUCUCAAACAUCAUAA
Molecule: messenger RNA, 2232 nt
Organism: Xylaria bambusicola
Lineage: Eukaryota; Fungi; Ascomycota; Sordariomycetes; Xylariales; Xylariaceae
Exons: 4
Coding region: 1-2232 (743 amino acids)
Molecular function (GO): protein binding
Source: RefSeq, a predicted model, not a curated record